AUGUCUACUGAGUCUAAACUCUGGCAACCCCUCAAACUGGGAAAUGUCAGCCUCUCUCAUCGCAUCGCUCUCGCCCCCAUGACCCGCCUUCGCAACGAUGAUGACCACCUUCCUCUCGACUCAGUGGUCCAGUAUUACAGCGACCGCGCCAGUAUCCCCGGGACUCUCGUGAUUAGCGAGGCAACUGGCAUCUCCAAGGCUGCUGAAGCAGCCCCAAAUACUCCUGGGAUCUCCAGUCGUGAUCAGAUUCAGCGUUGGAAAAAGGUUUUCGACGCCGUGCAUGAUAAGGGAAGCUACAUGUUCAUGCAGAUUUGGGAUCUGGGAAGAGCAGGGGACCCAAACUAUCUCAAGAGCCGUGGAUAUAAGUAUUCGUCCAGUAGCGAUAUUCCCAUGGAAGGGUAUCCGGUUGCACCCGAGGCACUUACAGAGGAAGAGAUUUGGCAGAAGAUUGACGAGUUUCGAAAAGCUGCUAGGAAUGUCAUUGAUGCGGGUGGUGAUGGUGUCGAGAUCCACGCCUGCCAUGGAUAUCUCAUCGAUCAAUUUAUCAGCGAGAGUGUCAACAACAGAACUGACAAAUGGGGAGGCUCAGUCGAGAACCGAGCCCGGUUUCUCCUAGAAGUCGUCAAAGCUGUCACCGAAGAAGUCGGAGCUCAACGUACAGCUAUCCGAGUUAGCCCAUUUGCGACAUUCCAGUCUGCUUACACUGUCAACCCUUGGGACCAAUUUGGAUACAUCAUCACCAAACUAAAGAAAGCCCAAUACAAACUGGCUUACAUCUCCUUUGUCGAGCCCCGCGGCAACCCUGCUCAGACUGACAUGACGAUUCAAACGCUUGCCGGCGAUAAUGUCAACCCUUGGGGAGACAAGAAAAGAAGUCUUGACUAUUUCCUGAAAUUGUGGAACAACCAGUCUCCUGUCAUAGUUGGAGGAGGAUACCUGUCUGAUAACGUGUCGGAAGCUGUUGACGGUAGUUACAAGGAAUGGGAUGUAGUGGUUGCGUUUGGUCGAUGGUUCAUCUCGAACCCAGACCUCAUUUACCGUGUUAAGAAUGGCAUUCCGCUGACACCUUACAAGAGGGAGUUCUUCUACGCCGCGAAGAGCGAGUCAGGCUAUAACGACUAUUCGUUUAGUCAAGGAUUUAUUGAAGCUACCAAGGCUUAA
Fusarium poae is the source of this 1161-nucleotide messenger RNA. RefSeq lists its product as uncharacterized. Lineage: Eukaryota; Fungi; Ascomycota; Sordariomycetes; Hypocreales; Nectriaceae. The coding region runs from base 1 to 1161 and encodes 386 amino acids. The record is from RefSeq and is a predicted model, not a curated record. The transcript has 2 exons. Gene Ontology annotation, molecular function: FMN binding; NADPH dehydrogenase activity.